Malassezia globosa CBS 7966 is the source of this 897-nucleotide messenger RNA. RefSeq lists its product as uncharacterized. The transcript has a single exon. Bases 1 to 897 code for a protein of 298 amino acids. The record is from RefSeq and is a predicted model, not a curated record. Gene Ontology annotation, biological process: carbohydrate transport; transmembrane transport. Gene Ontology annotation, molecular function: carbohydrate:proton symporter activity. Gene Ontology annotation, cellular component: membrane. NCBI's taxonomy places the organism in Eukaryota, Fungi, Basidiomycota, Malasseziomycetes, Malasseziales, Malasseziaceae.
AUGUGGAAGCGUUUGCGAUAUCGAACGCUUAUCGGCAUGUCAUCGCAAAUGUUUGCACAAUUAAAUGGCAUCAAUGUCAUAUCUUACUAUGCUCCUAUGGUGUUUGAGAGCGCUGGUUGGGUCGGCCGUGAUGCCUUGUUGAUGACAGGAAUCAAUGCAAUUGUGUAUGUUUUCUCUACGGUGCCGACGUGGUUCCUUGUCGAUACUUGGGGUCGUCGGCCCAUCUUGUUGUCGGGUGCGAUGCUUUGUGCUAUUAUGCUCGGUGCUUGUGGUAUUAUUUUGAAAGCGAACCAGUCGUAUACACCAACGCUUGUCGUUGUUUGUGUAAUUCUUUUCAACGCCGCAUUUGGGUACUCUUGGGGUCCCAUUCCAUGGGCCUGGACACCAGAGAUCAUGCCACUAGCUUUCCGUGCAAAAGGAUCUUCUCUCGCUGCAGCAACAAACUGGGUCUUUAACUGGAUUGUGGGCCAGCUCACGCCUGUCUUACAAGAAGUUAUCGGAUGGUGGCUUUACAUCCUGCACGCCUGUUUUUGUUUGUGUUCAUUUGCACUUGUGUACUUCCUAUACCCCGAGACACAGGGCGUACCACUCGAAGAAAUGGAUGCUAUCUUUGGGGACGAAGGCGCACCUGUACCCCAGCUGGAUGUUGAAACAGAUGAAAUCCGCACAUCUCAUGGCUCUGAUCCCGAAGUCCAUCGCUUGCGCCGUUCUAUUAGUACGCACCCUCGGUUCUUGUCUGAGAUGGAGCAUGAAGCCUUGCUUGCAUCGAAACGCCAGCGGUCUCACCAUCGCAACUCGCUGCAGACAAGCUUGCAGCAAAUAUAUUCGUCCAUGACAGGUGCAAGUACCAGCACAGAUCGCGGUGAGUACGAGGCUCUACCCGUGGAUACCUCCUAG